Molecule: messenger RNA, 477 nt
Organism: Melospiza melodia melodia
Lineage: Eukaryota; Metazoa; Chordata; Aves; Passeriformes; Passerellidae
Product: testis-specific gene A8 protein-like
Exons: 2
Coding region: 1-477 (158 amino acids)
Source: RefSeq, a predicted model, not a curated record
AUGUCCUGCCCGCCGCUGUGCACGUCGCUGAGCUGCUCCAGCACGGCGAUGCUGCGGGCCGUGCUCACCGACACCCGCCGCACCGCCGGCUCUCGCCGCACCGCCGUGAGCCGGAACCCGGCGCUCGCUGCCGCAGCCGCCGCCGCUUCCUCCACGACCGCCUCGAGCCCCAGCGGCGGCUCCUCCCGCCCGGCCGCCGCCGCCGCCGCCAUGUUACCGCCGCCUCACGGGCCGCGCGCACGCGCCGCCGCCGAAGCCCCCGGCGGGCCCGGCCGGGGCUGCCCCGCCGCCGCCUGCGCGCCCUGCCGCCCCGAGAGCGCGGGUUGCGGGGUGCGGAGAGCCCUCGUGGAGCCCCCGCGGCGCCGCGGGGUGACGGGGAGCCGGGUGGGAUCCGGUCUGGGGGGAGGCUCCGCAUCCGCCGCCGCGCCGCCCUCACGGGACGAGACGGGCGGGCGGGAGGCGGCCCCGGGAUCUUGA